Molecule: messenger RNA, 20656 nt
Organism: Pocillopora meandrina
Lineage: Eukaryota; Metazoa; Cnidaria; Anthozoa; Scleractinia; Pocilloporidae
Source: the annotation of a GenBank genome assembly
AUGUUAGCGGCCGAGGUCAAAUGUAGCAAGAGACCUGGAGCGAGUUAUGCCAAAUAUGGUAAUUUCGUAACUACGGUGAUUCUCAACAACAACUUUGUAGGCGCCAUCUUUGUAAAUCUGGAGCGAAUUUGAUCUUUCGUGUACUGUCAUCGAGAACAGCCUAGAAUAUCGAUUAUUGUAUGCAGAGAGUAAUGGUUUUCUAAUUUAGUCGGUGAGUUUAUUCAAUGAUGCUGUUUAACGAAAUGAUGAACAAUAUUCCUUCAAGGAUUGGUGAGAACUGUACAAAUACAACUUCAACUGAUGAGAUGGGAAAAUUGCCUCCUGCAUUUGGAAGAAUACAGCGCAGUAGCAAUGCAAAGUGGAAAAUUGUAUAUCGUGCACCUCGGUGCAUGCACAGAUCUCGAUGUCUAGAUACUCUUAUUCGCUACCGAAACUGGAGCUUACUGUAGGACUGCAAAUAUGCGCAAUCCAGGCCAGAAAGGCUUCUUUGAUUGGAUUGAAGUGCAAAUUGAUUGAAAAUAUAAGUCAUGAUGAGAUGAGUUUGUUUAUAUAAUGGUGGGGCCACCAGGUUUGUUUGUUGCAUUUCCUAGAAAUUACAUUCAUAUGUCUAUGAUGGUGAGAACUUGCUCCAACACCUGGUAGUUGUGUUGUGCUAUAGUAUUAUUUAGUAUGAUUGCUUUUUAUCAUUCUUUGACCCUUUGCAGUGUUGCAUUUUUCCUCACCUGCUGUCAUACUACAAUACCUAACCAAACUUAACUUCUUUUUCAGUUACAGGGUGUUAUAUUUUUCACCAUGCCAGUACAAACAGAACGAAGUGUCAAUCAUUUUGGAAUAGAGGUUGCCAACAGCAUCACAUGGCAAGGAUGGGAGCCUGGUGGAGAGUACACACAGCAAAUUGUGCUUAAGAAUGUGCAGAUUAAAACUAAAAAGCUGCACUACAAGUGAGUACUUUGCUCCUCAGAGCUUAUUCAAUUAAAAUGCUGCAAUGAUUCAAUUAGAUUUUUAGCAUUUUCCACCCCCUCUACUCCCAAGCCAGAGUUGAUUUCAAAUGACCUACCCAAGCAAAAUUUGUUGUAGUAUUCUUUGUAUGAUCAACAUUUGUUUUAGAAUUUAGGAAAGGCAUGUAUUAGUUUUUUGUACUUCUGUGGGAUUAUUAGCUUGUAAGUAUCAUUUUAUGAUGUUAAUUUUUUUCUAAGCAAUUUGCUAGCAACAACAGACUCUUUACCUUAAAACUCUGAUUUCCAAGACAUGUAUUUGGCUGGAAGGACUGGACAAUUAUAGUUGAAAUACCCCACCCCACCAAGACAAGGUUCAAAUUUCUCACUCCCACUGGUUGCCGGAGGAGAGGAUGUUGAAGCUUCCAACUAAUCAGUACAUAAAUACCAUGAACAAUUUUUUGAAUAAGGAAAGAAAGUUGUUAUUUGUCUAGCCGUGGGGGUAAGUUAAGCAUUUUCCCCUUUGCAUUAAAAAAGUGGAAAAAGUUUAUGCAUAUGCACGUCUCUGUGUUGAGCCAACAGUUCCUUCAUUAAUUACUCUCUUAUCACAUUGUAUUAUUUCUAUUUCCAGGUCUCCAUCUAGUAGAUUUUUUACAACACUUUACCCUAAGCCAAUUGUGCUAAGCUCUGGAACCAGCUUUACUUUGCCUGUCACAUUCAGACCUCUUGAAAAGGUAUAAUAUGAUGUGGUUAUUCUUAAACUAUCCGAGUUGAUUUAAUAUCUGUAGAGCUUAGUUGAAACAGUUGCUUCAUUUUUGUUUUUACAAGAUCUGUCAUUAUUAUUUUGUAGGGACAUUAUGAAGAUUGCAUAGAAUUUGAAACAAAUGUAAGUUACUGUGAAUUGAGUCCCAGCUUGGAUGUUACUGGCAUGAUAAAUAGUUAAUGCAAAGACAAACUAAUGAAAAACUAUUUGCUUACGAAGAUGUCCUGCAUUUGUUUGAUUAUUAUAAUUUGCUUUUUGAUGUUACAGUGUUUUACUCUGUUGUUUGUUUAGGAGGGAAUUUUUUCAGUUCCUAUGAAAGCAGUCUUACCAAAAGCAGAUAUAGCAGUACCAGAAUCACUUAAGUUCAACAUGUGUGCUGUAAAGGACUGUGUGCAAGUUGUAUUUCAAAUCACAAAUACCAGGUAUAUGUAUUUUUGAUAAAUAUACAUGUAGCUACUGGAUACAAGCAAAACAUUUGCUGAUCAAAAUCCUUUUUCAGGCUUAUAACAGUGUAUAAGAAUUAGAUCCUCAAGGCUUUUAGUACUAACCUGUUGUGUAUAUAUAUUUCUAUGUAAACAAAAUUUUUAGCUACUUCUCUGUUUUAUGGAAUAUUAUUGAUGACAAGCAACUGUACUUUCUCUUUGCCUGUUUUUCAGUGAACUGGUAACAAAUUUCCAUUGGAAAGUGUUGGAGCCAUUUUCAAUUGUUCCUGAAAGUGGUACUCUGUCACCACAAACAUCAUGCAAUAUCAAAGCGACAUUUAGCCCAAAGGUAUAUGUUUCAAGAUGUCUAUGGUGUGCAUUGGGUGAUUACAAUGUGGAGUUUUGAAUGAUUCCAAUGCCCUAACUCUCUCAGAAUCUUGUAUUGAUACCUUUACUGAUCAUUAUUUUGUAGGCAGCGUUGGUUUAUGAAGGCACUGCAGUGUGUUCUUAUAGUGCUGAACAAAAAGUUCCUUUUACAAAGCAUGUCAGAUUGGAAGGAAUAGGUAAACUGAUCAACAUACAUUUCUAGUCUAUUAUGUUAGGUAAGUCUGUACUUGAGCCAAGUGGCACACCCAGCAGAAGCCUAUCCUACCUUCCUUUACAUUAAGCAGUUAGGAGUAUUACUACUCCUCCCUGGAUGUGAUGCUAGUCCAUCACAAGGUUACUCCCCAGCAUUUCAUCAGACCUCCCUGACGAUUGUCAGCAUCCAUUUAUACUCCUGAAUGGAGAUAAGCAUGGUGGGAGUAAAGUGUUUUGCUCAAUUGCAUAACAUGGUGAACCAGCCAGGUCUUGAACCCAGACCUCUCAACCUGCAGUCCAGUGCACUAACUAGCAUUGACCCAGCCAGGUCUGGAACCCCUCUCAACCUGUAGUCCAGCAUUUUAACUAUCAGGCCACAGCAUGUCCCCAAGCCAUAUUGUUUUCUUGAUCAGUGGUUGCAUUAUCAUCCUUUGAACUUAUUUUUCAUCUCCUGCAUCAGGUAAAUUUCCCCAUCUUGUAGCCAGCAUAUCCAGGCAGACCAAGAACACUCCUUCUACUGAGUUCACAACCAAGGAUGAAUUAGAUUUAAAUUUUGGUGAAGUCCCUGUUCAAACAACAGCUGUCAAGUGGAUUGAGCUACAUAACUUCUCUCCAGUAAGAGUUAUUCUUCUUGACCAGUUCCUUAAAUACAAGGGAUAUUAUCAUUGAUUUUUUUAUAUUGGAGCUUUUCAAUUUAAUUUAUAGGUUAAUGCACCAUACCAAGUGUUACAACCAUCUUCUACCUUCAAUAUGGACAUGGUGUUCUCAUGUUCACAUUAUCAUGGUGUUGUCCCAGCAGAAAGUACCAUCAAACUUAAGGUAAUUUUUUGUUGCAGGUGAAUCUGCUUAUUUAUAUUACCCAGUAAGGACUCAAUUGCUUUGUUCUUUGCUAACAGUAAUUUUUAACUGAAGAUUUUUCUUUAUAUUCUUCUUGUAUCCUCACUUGAGUAUAUUACUUCUCUUGCAAAUGGCUCACAUGUAUGUGAUCUUUAUGUAAAAUGUAUUUUUUCUUCCUCGUUAUUCUUUUUCAGGUGUCAUUUACUCCACAGAAUCCUGGUUUUCACUCAGUGGAUUAUCUGGAAGUUAUAGCUCUUGGAGCUACCAAUUGUUCUGUUAUUAAAUGCAAAGGAAUAGGCAAAGGUAGUGAUAUGUUUAGUGCUUUUACAGGCUCUGAUAGUUCAUGAAGUUGAACUUGGAAAUAAAAAAUUAUUAAUUGAAAUAAUUUAUACUGGGACAUGUCAAUUUUAACAUUGUCCGCUGCAUGAAGGGGGGGGGGUACUACAAUUUAUUUUAGGAUGAUAUACUUAAAAGGCCUUUUAAGGGUGCAGUGUUUAGAUGCAUGAACUGAAAGUGACUUCCACUUGGGAUCGCAAAAAUUAUGUUUGUUCAAAAGUGACUAAGAUGGGAUCUUUAGUUUACCACAGAAUAAACUUUUAUGGGUGAGGAAUUCUGAGGGACCAGUGGCACAUAUCCAGCAAAAAUUUACCCAAGUUUUCUCCUGACCCUCAUUCUAGGUCAGCUGUAAUCUCAUAAUAACUAUGAGCAUUAUAUUAUGAACCACCCUUGCCGUCUAAUCAAUUAAUUUCCAGUGCAAAUCAGUAUUUUGUAUUUAAUUCUGUUUGUUAGGGCCUGAAGUUGUUCUUGACUGUGACUAUCUUGAUAUGGGAGUUGUAGAAUCUGGCAAGUUUUCAGCUAAAAGUUUCAAGGUUGUUAACAAUUCAGAUGUUCCUGCAGCUUUUCAGGUAAUGUAAUAAGCAAAUUUUUGUCUUCUAAAGGAUUAUUGAUGUCAAACACUUUUAGAUUAAUACAACUCUCAAUAUUUAACAAUUAUUUGCAAAAGGUUAAUAUUAGACUUGUAACUGCUCAGAUGCUCUUUGUAAAAACAGGGUUAUUUGACCUUCUGAAAUAUUUUUAUUUUCUACUUGUGCAAGGUCAGCUCCUUUGGGCACUGAAUGGUGUUAGUGUGGUGUAUGAUAUCUGGGAGAUUGACAACUUCGAUGAUUAAAGGAAUGGCAUCACAUUUAGAUUAGAGAAAAAGUAUCAAGUCCAAUUUCAUACUUAAUUAUGAGCAAAAAAUAUGUACUGAGUCCCUAAAGCCUUUGAAAUCCAUACAGUAUUUUGUAAUUAUUGCUACUAGAUACAGGUCACUAAAAUUUUCAAGGUAACUGUCAUGUUUUACAUUGAACAGAUACUUCUUUUUUUAGAAUGAAGAAAUAAAUCAGCUCAGGUUUUUUGUAAGAUGUUUUCCUGUUUUUGUUGCCCGAAAGUGUCCACUGAAGGGAUUUACAAAUAAAUUGUAGGUGCCCCUUUCAGAGAGGUGUCAUUCUUCUUAAUGGCAUUUUUUUGGAAAAGAAAUAUUAGAGAUAACUUGAUAUCAACAGAUAAACUUAAGUUUAAAAGUUACUCAUUUGUACUUAUGAUAAUCGUUGUAACAUAUGUUUUAGUUCAUGAUCGAUUGCAAUCAAAGUGUCUUCAAGCUGGAAGCAACAUGUGGUUUAUUACCUGGCAAUAGUUCUCAAGUCAUAAUUAUACACUUUUCUCCAACAAAUCCAAUUAAUUACUACAGGAGACUAACUUGUCUAGUGCAAAACCAGGUCAGUGUUAGUAUUAGGCUGGUAAUAUUUUUCUGUUUGUCUAAACUGUAAUCUUGAAAAGUGUUUUAUAUUAAGUUUUGUUCAUCUGAUUUUCUCAGGAUCCAUUGUAUGUUGAUUUGUUUGGAACUUGUCAUACAGAACAAGUUAAACCAGGUACAUUCAGUGUCUAUGUUUAUAAUUUAGAAAUUCUUUAACUCCCGUAAGUGACCAAGAUAGAAAUUCUCCCAACAAUAUCAAUACAAUAUCAAGCGGAAAAGUGAUGAGAAUAAAGAAAAAUAUCAAUUAGGAGAUUAUUAGGUGAUCCAAUACCAAAUUCUCAGAAUAAGCUCCAUGAGAAUUUUUAUGGCACACACUAAGGAGAAUUACUGAUGAGAUCUUGGGAGUGAAUGGGUUAGUGUUUAUGCAUUUUACUUUUAAAUAAGCGUGAAACUCAGUCUUACAUUUUUUUAUCAUAUUUACAUAAAAUGAACAAUUGGGCUUGUGGGGAUACUGAACAAUUACUACAUGAAACAAGAAAAAUGACUUACGAUAAAUUGAUCUGUUUAUCAGCUGUUUUGCAGAAGAAACAUCUGGACAGGUAUCACAUCCAUGUUGGACGUGGAUUCUCAAAAAUCUCACCAGAGGUAAGUGGUGGUGUUCCUGCUAAAAGAGAUCUAGAGAUAAAUUUUGAUCAACAUGAUGUAUAAUUAUUUGAAUUUAAGUUAUUUCAAAAUGCUUUUGCCCUAGAACAGCCCUCAACAAAAUCUAAAUGUACAUCUAAUGUAUCAAAUAACCUAACUGCUUAAUUUGUUUAUUUAUUUAUAGCAACUUAAUGAAGAUCUGAGAACAAACAAACUUCAACUUGAUGAAGAAGGAGCUCUAAUGGCACUGGAGGUUGGUACCCUGAGAGUUAAGGUUGAUGUGACAUUAACCCUUUACACCCUAAAAUAAGUUUUCAUUUUCUCCACACCGUUUUUUUUACAUUUCCUGUGGUAAUGAGAAAGAGAAUUUAUGUGACCAUCAGGAGCUUCUUAGGUUGGUGAUCAUUUCCAUUAUUCUCAUGCCCUGUAAAUUUUCUUUAAUGGUAAUACUGUAAGGAGAACGAAGAAGUCAGUCACUCUCAGGGAUUAAGAGCUAAAACAUAUACUGCUUAUUAUUAUAAUAAUAUUACAUCAUCCCUUUCAUUUUGAGUUUUGCCUUUAGGAAAUAAAGGAUGUAGUUUAAUUACAACAUUCAAUGUAUUCUCUUUUUAGCAUAGUACUUCCUCUAGAGAAUUACUGCCAUCAGUUCAUGAACUUUCACCUAUGGAAGAGUUCUUUUGUCAUGCAUCAGUUGGAGAAACUGUAAGUAGUUUGUUUAUUUAGGUCCAUGUUUUUCUUCCUUUUAAAUUUACUAAUUGAAGCUUGAUUCUAAUGUAAUCACUAUGUUCAUGAUUUGCAGACUGCCAUUGUUCCUCAUGUCAGUUUAGAUGUUCACCACACAGACUUUGGGCAGCUGCUGGAUCCUAAAGCUGUGGAGCAGAAGGUAAAAUAGUUUCAGAACACUUUUUUGAUUUUCCUUGAUUAUGAGCUCAAGUUUUCACUUUUUUUUUCUAUUUUUACUUACAGACAGUAAACAUCACAAAUCACACAAAGGGAAAAAUCACAUGCAUGUGGAUGAAAGGUGGUUAUAGUUAAUUUAAAUUGUAAUUUGUUGGUCAUUAAAAAUUGUUGUUUGCCCAUUUCUAGUUUAAGACCAAUUAUAAUUAUUGCAAAUGGUAUUGUGAUUUAUACUCAAUUAAUGAUUUUGCUCCUUUCUGUCUGAUAGAUACAAAAGGGAUAUUUUCUGUUUCCCCUGAUGAAGCAGACAUCCUCCCCUUAAAAACUGCAUCAUUCCGAGUGACAUUUAGACCAGUAAGUUAUUGAUACUUUCAAUACUCAUUGUUAGUGCCUUUUUCAUUCACAUGGUUCCUUUUUCUAUUACUGUGAUUCUGUUUACAGUGUGAUUUAUGACUGUAUUUUUUUUAAAGAAUGCUGCCAAUCAGUUUUUUAGUGCUGACCUGGAGUGUUAUGCAUUUUAUAAGGUGAGGUUCUGUUACAAGAGCUUGUGAAUUUGUUAGGAACCCUAACUUGAUUGUUUCUUUUCCAAGCUCAUAACAAACAUAUUUCUCAUGCAUUUAAGGCUUCUGAUUUAAAAUAUUGAGUUCAAGAUAGCAAAUCGCUGUUUGAAAUUCAUUUUCAUUUAAAUGUAAUUUACUCUUUGUUCCCUUUGUGCUUGCUUCAAAUACAACAGUGGAAGAUAUAGCUCAGAAUGAAGGAAUGCACAUCUUAGUUACAGUUACUGCAAUAACUAUUUCUUUUCACAAUUUCCUGGAGGAGAAUGCUCUUUACCCCCCCCCCCUUCCCAGAUGGUGAUGCCCAUGGCAUCACAAUUGAACACUCUUCUGUGGAAAAUCUUACUCUUUGUCAUUAAUUAAGAGUUCUGAUGAUGUCAUUAAUUUUUUUUAAGUAUAAUUUUUUGCUUAUCCAUUGAAGUACAUUUUUGACAAUGUUUGAUAGAUUGAUCUUAUUGUGUCACACAGUGAUAGUUAGAUGAAAUUUAUAUCAUGUUAUUUCUAUCAUGGUACAGAGUAUGAGAGAUUAUCGCCUGGUUGAGGAUACCACUUUGUGCCCUCCCUGGUGCCUUUCACUCAGUGCUACAGGUUUGUGCUGAACGUAACUUUAAUUAGUAAUUAGUAAUGAACUGAACUCUGUUUGUGGUCAGAUUCAAGGAUAUGGUGCUUUAGUUCUGUUUUUGUUGCCAUACACUUUAAUGAGUUCUUAUAUAUGUGUUUUAAUGUUAUUUCUAGAAUUUUUGUUGAGGAAACAUCAAUGAAUCUGUGUUCCUUGUUUCACUGAAAAAAGUUUUUUUUUAAAAUUAUUUUUAGGACACACAUUUGCAAUGGGGACUGAAACAUUUAUCCCCAGAAGUCAGUGGGAUGUAAAACAGCUGGUAUGAGAUAAUAAGGGAAUGUAAACUAAAGCUAAUGGCUUUUAAGCUGUUUUGUCAAAAUGUUUUCUCCAUUUAAACUGCUCAAACUGAUGUUUGGUGACCUCAAAUUUAGCACAAUGAAAUUAAAAGUUAGUGAUUACUUGAACCCUCUUUAAAAUUUAGUUUUUCAGCUUUCUGUUCCUUAUUUUUGUUCAGUUCAACCUGAUUUAACAAAGCAUGUUUUGCUGGUGUGAAUGAGGAAGAUUCUACCCUACCCUACUCCUAUUAGAAUGUUGCUGUUUUAUCUUUUUCUUUCUAAACUUGAUUCGUAACUCAUUCCUUUUUUCCAAUGUUUAGGUCUUUCCAGCUACCACUGUGGAUGGCAUGUCAUACAGAACAUUGCUGUUGAGCAACAAUGGGCAGAAUCCAAUCCAUUUUGCAUUUGAUGAUGAUCCAUCAGGGUAAUGACAAAAUAAAUUGUAAUGUUACUUUUACUUUUCCACAAAAGAUCAAAGACCAAGUGUGGGUGAAACUAGAGGAGUAAAAAGUUAUAGCGGUCUGUAAAAGGCAAAUAGAAGUGCAACCCUUUAAAAAAAAUUAACCCUAAUAAUACAUGAUAAGUUAAAAAAUAACUUUUUACUAACCAAGUGUGAGGUUAUUACUGUGGAAUAUUGGCCUGAGGUUGUGGUAGUGUGGACCAAGUGCAUUGCAAAGUCUGUACAAAAACAACAGGGGGCCAAUGUUCCGCAGUGUGGCUCAAGCAAGCAAGGUUAGUAAGUAGUUUAGUAUUUGGUACUCAAAUCAAACUGGCCUAUGUUUAAUUUGCAGGCUGUUGUGAACAAAAUACUCAGCUUAUGACAUUCAAAUAUUAAUGAUCAAUAGAUUUUUCCUUUUAAAUAUGCAUUUGACAAUUAUAUCAAAGGGGAAAGUGAACCUGUUUAUUGAAAAUUGAGCAGAAUAAGUUCUAUAAAUUUAAGGCUGAAACUCCUAAGAGCUUUUAGUGGUAUUUAUAAUAAUAAUAAUAUUAAUAAUUGUGAUUAAAGUUGAACAAACUUAAUUAUAAAUUCUGGUUUUAAAUCUCUCAUGCUGAGCUAACUGUAAGUGUUUCUGGUUCCUUUUUUCAGAGAGUUUACAUGUAGACCUAGAACUGGAUUGCUUACUGAUAAAUAUCAGGUUAGAAUUGUGUUUUAAUGAUGGUUAAUAAUGAUUUGUUCAGAUGAAGGGCUUAGGCUUGAAAUGUCAGUAUUGGGAACACUUUUGGGUGGCCAGUUCACAUUAUUUAUCUACUCUGUCAUCUGGUUAAACCAAAUAAUCUUGUAACACCCCUCACCAAUGCAGCACCUCUGACAGUUUCUUUAGAAGCUUGCCCCAUCAUUCAUUAAUGAUCUGCAGUCAACUUGUUUAUUUAGACCAUGGAUGAUUAACUUUCUAAAUACUUCAAACCUUCUCUCUUUUUUUUUCCAGUUGAUUAUUUUCAAAAUGGCACCAACAGAAGCAAAAGCCUUUAGGUGCACAGUCAAUUGUAAGCUGAAUGAUGCAAACAAGUUUACUCAGGUUAUUUUAACUUUUUUUGUAAAUUAAGUGAAAUGAGUUUUCAUCACAUUGUAUCAUACUUAUAGAUAUGAAUUUUUGUUCAUAAAAUUAAAUCCAAAUUUUUUUGGCAAGUACAUUUAUUUUGUAAUGUAUAAUAUGUGAUAGUUUAUACUGAGUACUUUACAAUUUUGUUUAAACAGGAAAUCAACCUUGUUGGAUCAGCAGAGAUUCCAUCUCUAAAACUCAAUAAUCAGGUUAUGCUCAUAUAAUUAUAUUUGUUAUUAAACCACUAAUCCUUUAUUUUCAUGGGUUCAUAUUUCUAUGUUUAGUCAUUGUAAGCAGCUUGUUUUUUUGGCUAUAGGAGAUUUACUGAUCAGAUUUUACACAUCAGUUACUGCUAUGAAUGAAAUCUUAAUUUAAGUAUCUUUGUUGUUUUCGUAAGUGUGAAAAGUUUGAAAAUCAGGUGAUUUCUGAUUGAAUCUGUCUAGUGACUUUCCAUGAUUAUUUCAUCUGACAGUAACUUUUUUGGGUUUUACAGGGAACUGUUUAUUUCAAACCAACUUGUUUGGGUACAGCAUCAACAAGGCUGUUUGAAGUAAAGAAUACCUCCAGGAUUCCACUGAGGUUUGUUCAAUUAUGUUUUUUUUUUACCUUUUUAAAUGUCAAACUAAAUCCCACCUUUUUCUCAUUAAUAGAAAUAAAAUCUAUCUUUUUUCUUAGAAUGAGAGUCCAGCAAUGUGUUUGUAUAAGAUUGAUAAUUACAUUAUAACAUCAACAAGCCUAAUUUUGCUUAUCAGGUUUUCAUGGAAGAUCCCUGGACCUCAUUUUAAAAGUCUUAGCAUUGAUCCCUCUGAUGGAGUCAUUCUACCCAAUGAAACUCAGGUGGGCAUGAGCAGUGUGUUUCAAUGAUUUUUUUUUUGUUAAUUGUCUUCCAAGAUCCCUGUAAAUUAUCACAGUGUUACUAGUAAGACAAAACAAUUUUGGUCUUAUCUACAUGUCUUAUCCUCUAUCAGUUUUAUCAUCUUUUGCAGAAUUUAAUGUGAAGCUGUCAUAAGCAAUGUGUUGUAAACAACUCCUUUUUUUCUCAUAGGCUCACACUUUUAGCUUUAAACCUCAUGAAGAAGAAAAAUAUGUGAUCAAGACAAAACUCUCUGUGAAAGGAUUGCAACCAGAAUCCCAGCAACAGUAAGGAGUUCAUAAAACGUCAGCUGGAACCUGAUCAUCAUUUGGUCAUCAUAAUGUUUCUCUAAAUCAAUUAGAUAAAGCUAAUUCAAUUAUAAUGCAACCUUUUUGUGGAGUAGUUUUGGUUUUUACUGAGAAUGUAGCAGGGCUACAUACAGAGAAUGAGAGAACUCUUCAUCAUUUUAACUGUUGUCUAAAGCAGAAAAUUAUUCAAAGCCAAGUAGUUGACUUGGGUUGUCUUUUACCUCUAGAGCACAAGAAGAUAAGUCCUAUCUAGUGAGAGUUAUUGGUGAAGGAUCUCUUGGGGAAAUUGUGGUAAGCAUUUAACCAUGUAACUCCCAAGAUCAGAUUGUUAAUUCUCCCCUCUAGGGGCUAGACAUUUGUCAAUUAAUUAACAGGAGUUUAGUGCUAGAUCAAGAUAACUUUUACCUGAUAAUUUUGAGCCCUUCUAUUACCCUUUGAUUGGAUAAUGUGUGGAUAUCAUAGGGAGCAGGUAAUCACUUGUGUGCAGAGUUAAAGGGCCAAGUCAACAUAUAUAUUUUCCACUGGAUGUCUUUCCAAUUGGCAUCAUUCCUUUUAUUUAUUUCUACAUAUAUAUGAGCAUUAAUUUAUUCUUUUCAUCUUAAAGUGUCUAGAGGAGGCUAUGACUUUUGGGGACAUUGUUGUGGGAAGCUCUGCAUCUCAAGAGCUAACAAUCCAUAAUAAUAGUGACUGCAGUCUCCACUAUAACCUACUUAUUGACCAGGAGAUAUUGGGACCCUAUGAUGAUGAACAGAUUGCAAGAGAUGUAUUGGGUAAGUUCGUCAUAUCUGGUUUUUUUUCGGUUUUUUUGUUUUAAGUUUUAUGUUAUUUUACCUGGUACUGCAUAAAAAUAUCUGGAGAGAAGUAUACUUGGUUUGAUGGAAGUGUUUUUAACUGUUCUCUUGUGUACUGCAGCAAUGGAAAUAAGCAAUCAAAAUGGGAUUAUUCCAGCAAGAACUUCCCAGAAAAUAACAGCAACUGCUUAUCCUUCACGCCGUGUUUCCUACAAGUUCAAACUCUUUUAUGAACUUCUCUCAAUUUGUGGUAUGUUAAAAUUUUUUUUUCACUGACUCACUCAAAAUUAUAUUGUUGACUUGGCAGGUACACCCUUACAUUUCCUUUUUUAGUUAUUUUAUUUUACUCUUGAUUACUAAUAAUAUUGACACCUGAAUAGCAUGAUCCACAAACAAUGAGACUUAGCUUCAUGAGAAUUGUUUGCACAGACACAUAAUCAUUCAUUUACUUUUCUUAUUAUUCAAUCCAUGUAAAAUCUUUUUUCACAAUGUUCCUAGUUUCCUUUUUAGGAAAGCUUGGAUAGUCUCCAUCUUUCACCAUUUGCAACAUAUGUUAGUUACCUUGUAGACACAUAAAGCUGUAGGGUGUCUUUGUUUAUUGAAAAUUCUUUUUAGGUGUCAACAUUUUUGCAAUUGAGUGUUAACAGCAGACACAUCCAAUUCAAAUGUUGAUUUUCCUCUGGCAGAUGGUGGAAAACCUCUGAUGACUUGCCCCAAAAGACAACUAGCUGAACUGCAGUGUCAGGGAGUGUAUCCUACUCUGUCUGUGACUGAUGUACGUUGUCUGGGGAGUGGCAAAGCUUACAGCAAAGUGCAGAUAUGGAAUCUCCUAUCACUUGACAGGUAGACUUAAAUGGUUAUUCAUAAUUAUCCCAGGUGAAAUCUUUGAAGAUCUUGAAGGAUCCUUGCAGGAUCCUUGUGAGGGUCUAUACAAAAAUCUUUGUGAGGAUCUUGGCAAGGUCUUUGAAGUGUGUUUAUUAUUUCCUCAAGAAUCUUAAGGAAGUCUUCAGUGUCUUCUCACUGGUAAGAGAUCUUUGAAGACCUUGUAGAGAUUCCUUCAGGAUCCUCUAAAGAUUCUAAUGUUUAAAUGUCUUUGUCAGGUCUUUGAUGCUCUUGAGGCAGCAAGUCAAGUUAUCUAAAAUUCUUCAGUCAAUUUAUUAGCAGGGAAUAAUUGAAAUUGAAAACUCUUCUGUUUUUGUAUAAUGGGAUGGUGUCAUUGAGUAUUUGUCAACAAAAAUAAGAUUAAAUACAAUGUUACUUAUAAUAUCUUAUCAAAACUAAUUAUUUUGAAUCAAUGUUGUGUCAUUUUACUGUGUUUGUCAAAACUUUACUGUUUUAACUUGCAGUCUCAAUGAAUGUUUGGAGGCAGAUCCGUCUCCAUCAGAACUCCUUUAUGCUGCAGUCACAAGGCACAGGUAAGUUACAUCUCAGACUGUCAGUAAUAAUUAACUCAAUCACAAAUCAUGCUGAUGAAUAUUAAAAUAAAGUGAUCCAAAUUUACACAGUACCAGGCGCCGAGUCCCUGUCAAUACACGAGCGAUUAUGGACUUAAACUUUGGAGCUGCACCUUUGAAUGGAGAUCCAUGUGUGGUGCAUCUAAACCUACAAAACACAGGCACAGUUCCUGCUGAAUGGUAAUUAUAACUCCUGAUAAUACCAAGUGAUCAUGUAGUCUGAUCAUCUAAGUGAGAGUAGUCCUGAGAAGGACUGUUGUUGGUAGUAAUGACUGACAUUUUGACAACCUAGGCAGAAGUCAUCAGAUUCAAAAGGAGAGUUGCUGUCAGCAGUCACAUGUUAUAAGUCCAGUUCACAUAAACUGAUAAGUCAAUUAAGCCUUGAUGUUAUAAUAUACUGGGAAUAAGAAUCAAGUGUGAUUGGUCAGUUUCUAUCUGUAGGUAAUGAUAGGUUGCCCUUUUCAAUCCAUUUUAAUACCAAGAUUGUCAUUUCUGAUGAAUUACUUCAAUUUGAAAAUGAAGAUAUUCUUUUAAUUUACAGAUUUUGCAGUUUGCAUUCAGUUUAUAUUCAGCUUAUAAAAUUUAAAUCAAAUGAUAAAAGAUACAGUUAUGUGGCUGCACUGCUUAAACUGUUGUAAGACAGCUUUUAUAGUAAACUUCAUAACUUAAUAUAUUUGAUGGCUAAUCAUGUCAAUGAAUCCCCCAAGUCAAAUCAGGUCACUUCUAUUAGAAGUUGUAUUGAAUCCCCAAGAACUGAUGACAGAGAAUUUUUUACCUUGCAGGGCAUUCUUGUAUCCAAGUGAUCUUCAGCUUGAGUUAGAAUACUGGGCAGAAACAGGAGAGUAUGAUGAAGAUGAACUGCAUGAGGUAAGAGUACAAAAACUGGGAACCUGGACAUGAGUUUUACAUACUUUAGUUUGGAAUUUUAAUUGUGUUUAACAUUUGUUAAGAAUUGUAUACUCCUUUAGAUGCAGGUCAUGGAUAAUAAAUUGUUCAGCAUUGAACCUAGAAGAGGAAAGUUGUUGGCUGGAGAGUGUCACACUGUUACUCUUACAUACAGGUAUGUAUAAAAUACAGUGUCACAAUUUACACCACUGUUUAUGCAGGAAAACUUUCCCAUAUAUUUAUUUUGUUCAUCACUAAAUAAAACAGCCAUGGGCCCAUGAGCCAUACACAUGUCUGAUUCUCCUUUUGUCAGAUUAUCAAUUCUUUGGUUUCAUCACGCUUGCAGCCACUCAUUCAUUGGCACCAACAAGCUUCCUGUCUUGUUCAAGGUGAUGAGAGGAAGAGAAAUCCUGGUAUGAUAUAUAUUACUACAAAUUAAAUGAAUAUACUCCUUGUGUAAAUUUCAGUAGAAAUUCACCUCAAGUCAGGCAGAGUUGAAGAAAUGACAAAUGUCUUUAAAUUUACAUGGAAGUAACUUUGUUUCACUUAAAUAAGUCUAAAUCUGAAACAAAAAUCUCAUUUAAUUUGUCACAGUCCACUAUAAUUUUUGUCUUAUAACUUUGUUUAUUUGCUUACUUGCCCAGCUGAACUUCAUUGGUGUGACUGUGGACCCUGACAGUUACUAUGUUCACUUUGCCAGUACAAGGCACCUUUUUGAGCCAGUCCCUGUUGGAGGGACAUCACCACCAGUACAAGUCUAUGAACUGUACAAUGGAGGAUCCAGAGUUGUAAAGUAUGAGCUGGAUAUGGAGCCUCUUGCACAAGUUCAGGCUGUAAGUCUUAAUGUUUGCAUUCAGUUAAUUCAGCAGGAUUCAUUAUCGUCAUUUGAUUUUGAGAUAUUGACAGAAUGAACUAUGGAUGCAUUACUUGACUUAUUACAUUUAUUUAUUAUCCAAAAAAAGCCACACACAAGGAUCCUAAGUUUUUUGUUUGACAACUUAGUAUUACUUUAUCACUAUGAUCACUGUGCUCCUUUCACCGAGGCACCCUUUUCCGAGGGAAGAGGGGGUUACUUCCUAAUAAUAGGCUUAUGGAGAUGUGCUGCUGAUAAUAGGCUUAUGGAGAUGUGCCACUGGAUGAGAUCAAACUUUCUCAGCUUGAUUGACUAAUGGGGUUGCCAUUUAAAUAUAGUUACUUGAGUGGGGUCACACAUUUUCUGGAUUUUUAGGCUAAGAAAAUUCAAGUAAAUAGGCAUUUAAAAAUGGUACAUUAAAUUUACAAGUAUUUACAGUUAACAAAUGUAUCAGAAUGUUUGUACUGUAGGUGAAAAGUAUUCUAGAAAUUCAGUUUGACAAAAUUGUGCUUAUUUGUUUUUGGAUGAACAACUUAAAAGGCUUGAUAAAGUAGAUGCACAAACAGAAAGUGACUAAGUUGGGAUUGAAAAAAUGUUUUGUCCAAAACUGACGAUGGAGUCUAUAAUUAGCCAGAGAAUAAACUAUAAUGGGGUAGCUUGGGGUUCUAAGAGGCCAGUGGCACAUACCCAACAAAAAUUGACCUAGGUACCCACCUUGGGCUCUUUUUUAUGACAUCAAUUUCAGCCAAUCAAGUCUCUGGUAUGUUGCCAACAUUUUUUUAACUUUUAAUGACUUCAUGUUUUGUUUGUUCAAAGCAAAACUAUGGCUGCCGCAUCUUUGAAUGUCUGAAUCCAUCAGGGGAGAUUCCCCCAGGGUGUGCUGCUCUGAUUUACUGGCAGUUUGCUCCAUUGGAGGCCAGGACUUACAUGGUAAGUUGUCAUUCAUGGUAGCCUGUGUGUAGAUUCUGAUUACCCCUUCAAGACAAGCAUUUCUCUCCCUGGAGGAAGAUUUUGGACCAGUGACUGGAGGCAGGGAGAAGGUUUGAGCACUGGGGUCUGGUACUAAUUAUCAGUGCUAGACCCUUACAGACCACUCACUGGCUUGAGUUUCCCAAGGCCUAAAAUUUUUUCUAAGAAAUGUUUGUGCUUUAAAGCUCUUCCUAAUAAAAGGGGCCUGCUGGGUCUACUGGCUGGUUAAUUUUAUAUAAUUUUUUAAUCUUAGAUUCUCUGGUCCAUUACUUACAAUGCAGACUUAUUAAAUGGUGUGUCUUCAACAUGUAGGUUGAUAUACCAGUGCGUAUUAUUGGUGGUGAGACAGUUCUGGUAACAUUCACUGGAGUGGGAUAUGACCAACGUAUCAUGGGAGAGACUCUUCCUAUCAGGGAUGUUGCCAGUAACACAGUCCCUGACAAGCAGGUUGUCCAGGUGCCUAAACAGGUUGGUAUCACCUCAGCUAAGGUGUUGCUACUGCCAACACCAAAUUACAGGCCAUCCUCUUGUUAAUUCUUAACUGUCUUUGCCACAGCUAGUACUAUGCCUCAAGCUUUAAGCCAUAAUUGGUCUCAAGUCAAUCAAAAGACAUCAUUACUUGACAUGCUGGUUCUUUGAUUGGCUUUCAAUGUCGGAUGAUUCACUCUGACUUCAGUCUUUCAGAGUUAACAAGAAUUUAAAUUCAAAAGUGGUAAAAAUAAAGUUAUGAACUUUUUAUGUAUUAAUUGAGGUGUAUUAUCAUAUUUAAUGACUUUGACUUGUGUUUUUUCAGCUGGCCUAUUUGUCAGUAGAGUGCAUUCCAUUUGGUGAUGUUCCUCUUUACACCAUGUCUCGUUGCAUGUUUUUUCUAACAAACACAUCACAGGACCAUAUCAUAUCCUUCAGAUGGGUAUCAGCUUUAGACCAGGUACUAAACAAACAAAAGCAAUCAGUUUCUAAUUGAUAAAAAUUGUAUUUCUUAGAGAGCGCCUUUCAAUUGUCAUAAAUCUAGAACCAAAGCAAUUGCAGUGGCCAAUCAGGAGAAAAAAGAAAAUAUCUUUACAGCGAAUGAGAACAAUGAGACAGUAUUAGAACCACCAAACUGUCACAAGCAUGGGGAAAUGUGAGCAACCAAGUUGUGAUUGGUUUUAGUUUUGUAUCUGAUUGGUUGAGAUGGUGGCACAACUUUUCUGGACCAAUCACAGAGUGAAGUAAAGCAAAGCCAAUGUUAUGUCAGAUUACUUUCGAUACUGAAUUGAAAUUCCUCAACUUACCAUUAUCUUGUAUGUUUAGGUGAUUGAGGUUCAGUUUGUCUCUGGUUCUGUUGAUCUCAACUUGUAAUUAAUUUUAUCUUAGGUGGUAAUGAUAGAACCUGAUCAUGGCUUCCUCAAACCACAGCAGAAUGUAUUGCUUAAGGUAUAAGCCUCAUUAUAUUAAGUCUUUCAAUUAUACACUGAAUUACAUUUUAUUGUAUGGACCUCUCUUUGGUAUUUGUGUCGUAUUUUCAAAGGAAGCAAGGCUCAGCUUAAUUGUUCUUUAAACCUUCUAGGUCUCUUUCUUCUCCUGUGGCACACCAUCACUUUAUGAUAUGGAUAUAAUAUGCGAGGUUUGUCAGUUUUUACUUCGCUAUUGUUUAAUCCAAGCUCUUUCAUUUAUUUAGUUGACAAUUAAGGUCUUUGGAAUUUUAGAUUGUAGAUGAAACUGAGAUGGCAGAGUACAACCAGCUCCUGAUUGACUGGACCAACAUGAAGGAAGAGAAACAGUACACUUUUACAAUAACUGAAGAUAAUAUAAAGAGACCUCAUUCUGGACCACACCUUAAAUCCAUCAGCCACCCUCACCAACCUGUGUCUCAUUCUGAAGGUGAUUUGAAAAAAUAUCAGGCUUUGCCACCAAUUGGUUCACCCAAAGAAACGAAAAGAAAAAAAACAAGCAACUGUGAUCGACAAGAAACACCCCCCCAACCUGUACCUCCAGACUCUUUCCUUCUCCAUCUGGGAAUCACUGCAAGGACUCAUGCAAUUGGAGAGUAUUACAGCAACUUCCCAUCAGCAAUCAACAAAUUUAUGAUUGACCAGUGAGUAGCUGUAUUUGUGUUGUAGAGUUACACUAUCUAGAAAAAGGCUGCAGAUAUUCAUAGUCAUGUACAUGAGAGACAGUCUGAGGAAGGCUUGUUGAUCACCAAGGACGAUGAUAGAGGAAGAGAAAUGAAAUGAUGAAUAAGAAGAGAGAGAGAGAGAGAGAGAGAGAAAGGGAGAGAGAGAGAGAGAGAGAAAGAAAAGAAGAGAAUGACUCCUGCUUUUUGGAAAGUGUCAGAGGGAGUAAUUAGUUGAUGGUUGAGGGUAGUGGUUGAUGUGGCAUGUAAAUUGAUACAGAAAAUCAAGGUAGAUGUUGAAGCUGUUAUUUGUGGGGUCUCUUAUUAAGCACAUGAAAUGUUGAUUUCAUUAGAGUGACUUAAAUCUUUGCAGACAUUAUGUAUUAUCACAAGGGACUGGUGACAAAGAGAGAGAAGAGCUGUCUGCUUUAGUUUCCUGCUCCAGACAUGAGAUAGGGAUUAUCCAGGAUGUACUCUCUGUUAUAUUCAGGUAAAGGCUCCUUUUUUAAUUGUUUGCUCAAUGAUUAACCCUUUUAACUCCCAGAAGUGAUUAACAUGUAAUUUCACCUUAUUAUAUCCAUACAUUAUCCAGCAAACAGGUAAUAAGAAAGGCAAACUUAUCAGGAGUGGGGUAGAAGUUGUUGUAUUGAUCUAGCACCAGAUUCUCAUGGUAAAUUCACAAGGAAAUGUGUAGCAGUUGGUGGGCAGAAUUAACAAUCAGAUCUUAAGAGUUGAAGGGAUAAGCCAUACAAAGGAAUGCUGCAUACAUAUAUACUUCUAAUGCUGUCAAAUCAGUAUGUGAUAUGUAUGAGAAAAUCUCACAUGUGCAAUCUUUUCAAUCAGGGCUCCCUUAAAUAAUGUUAUUAAUAGCAAUAUUGUUUAAUCCAUUUUUAGAUUGAAGGGUUUUUAUAUGGUAAUGUAGUGCAUAUUUAGGUACAUUGUAUGUCAGCCUCUUUUAAAGAGUAUGUAUUAAAGCUUUAUUUUUUUUUUGUGGGUGUGUGUUCCUCAAGGGGUCUUCUUGAUGAUGACAAUUUCUAUCAGAGGAUGAAUGAGAUCAACCAGGAACCUGUGCCCUACUUCAGACAGCUUUGUGAAACCCAAUACACCGCCAGCUCCAGGCCCUCCUCAGCCAGUAGUCAAAGUUCUGACCAAUCUCUUGUGGAUGGUGAGUUUGGAGGUGACCUGGAACAAAUUCCCUUCAACAGACAGGUAACAUGUGGAAAACAAUUUUUGUUAUAAUGACAUUAUAGUCAGCUGGAAAUAAGAACACACGGUCAGUUUAUUUUGGUGCUGAUAAACAGUUGCUUGAAAUAAAUGAAGCCACCAAUGAAGGUGACUUUACAUGUAGACAGAUUAUACCAACUGCUGUAUUUGUGUGCUAUGACAGGCUGUUGUGGAUCAAAAUACAGAGGAGAGAGUUAUGAGUAGAACUCAUCAGAUUAUACAGCAUAAUUCAGAGUCAUCGCUGUCCAUAGCUGAUAGAUUGACAGAUGCUGACCGAGAUCAUGAAAGUAGCACUGUACAAAGACAGGCAGUGCGAAGGUUUGUCAUUACUGUUCUUCUUUUUUGCAAUCACAGCCUGACAAAGUAUGCCCUCAUUACUGCAGUUUUUUAUGAAAUCACACCCAAGAGCUCAGUUCUCAUUUGAACAAAACUGAUACUUUAUUCUUUUUAUUUUGUGUACUCAUCUAUGUUUAUGACACUUUGACAACAGUUACCUUUGUUGUCAUCCUCAAGGUGAAUAUCAUUUGUUGUGGUUCAUUUUAGCAGCAAGAAAAUUACAAUCACUCUUGUUUAAACAAUUGUUCCCUCACACAAAUAGUUUUUUUGCAUUUAGUUCCUCUAAAAUUUAUGGCGGAUCCAGGAUUUUUCUUUUUUUUAGAAGGGGCGUGCUUCCACUAAGGAAUGAGAUAUCUGACAAAUGAAAUAAACAAUUUCUUUACAGAAUACUAAUCGUAUUAGAAGGCUGCAAUUCAUCUCGGGGGGAGGAGGGGAUGUGCACACUCUGCUACCCUUCUCCAGAUCUCCCCCUGUGCCCUAAGAUAACACACAUUUUUAACUAAAAGACAAACUUUACUGAACACUUUAUAACCGCUCUUUGUGUUUCAGAUUGCCAGAGUUUGAGUCAUUGGUGGAAUCUGUUCUUGAAAAUUCCAUUUUAAACUUGCUAACAGAAGCAAACUGUGGAGAGGUUAACUUGACAUUGCGGAGCAGAGUGAUAGCUCUACCACCUAACAGGGCAAACAAAUCAACUAGAUAACAGGUGGAUCACACCAAUAGUGUGUGGGGAGAUUGUGAAAUAAAUUUAAUCCUGUACAUUGGAAGAAAAUCAGUCAGCAAAAACAUGUCCUCGAGUGUCUCUAGACCAUUUUGAUGUACAUUUUAAACUAGGCUGUAUUUAUAAUUUUGUCUUCAGAGUGUCUUUUACUUUUUAUUAACAAUAAUAACUGUACAUAUGGCACCCCCAGUACAAAUCUGAGUGCUAGGAUUAUUUCCUUUCCCUUGUAUCUUUCCAAAUGUUGAGAUGCAAUCUUGUAUGAAUUUCUUGUAUUUAUAAUAAAUGUGGAGCAUUGUAACUUAGACUUUUUUGUUACCUGGGCUGCAAUCCUUUCCCACAUGCUCCCCUGCAGGGUCUUAGAGCCUUGCUUU